Messenger RNA from Linepithema humile (Argentine ant), 1636 nucleotides. Its product is annotated as deubiquitinase DESI2. Gene Ontology annotation, molecular function: deubiquitinase activity. The record is from RefSeq and is a predicted model, not a curated record. Gene Ontology annotation, biological process: protein deubiquitination. Lineage: Eukaryota; Metazoa; Arthropoda; Insecta; Hymenoptera; Formicidae.
AAACCAAGGAAGAAGUGAGUGACAUUUACCGAUUCUAGAGAAGAAUGAUUGCUACAUAAUUGUUUACAAAAUUUUUACUAAUAAUAGUGACAAUGAUGUAUCAAUCUUAUAGUUAAAGAAAGCUAUUAAUUCAAGCUGCCAAAUAUUGCAAAACGUGAAGCGUUGUGUAUUAUUUCUAGAUAUUUAAGGGAUUAUUUCUUUUGGAGAUAUAUAUUGUAUUUCUUAUUUAUGUGUGAUUUGUGUUAGCAUAGUUGAAUCAUAAUGAUGAUUAUUUACAUUCGGUGGUAACUUCUUUGGAAAGCAAUCUUUCAUUAUGCGAAGCAAAUUCAUGGAUGUAAGAAUAGAUGAAUUUUUCCCACUGUUGAGGAUGGUCACACCAGAAUGAUGUGCAGCACUUUAUUUCAACAGGAAAGCCAACUAGUUUGGUAUUAAGAUAUCGGAAUCAAAAUAGGUGUAUUAGGAUAUUAAUAAUCAACUCUAUUCUGGAUUACAAAGCUUCCAAUGAUGUUUUCGUCUGGCCUUAAUUGUAAUCUCUCCUUCCCCAGUUGUUUGGGUUAUCCACAGGAUAGUGAAGAAUUGAUUCCAAAAAUGGCUCGCGAACCAAUCAUUCUUAAUGUUUACGAUAUGUAUUGGAUAAACGAGUAUACUACACCUAUCGGUCUUGGUGUGUUUCACUCAGGAGUGGAAAUAUAUGGAACAGAAUAUGCGUAUGGCGGUCAUUCCCAACCAAGAAGUGGCAUUUUUGAAAUUACACCAAGAGUAGCUGAGGAAUUGGGCGAACAGUUUAGAUACAGACAAUCUGUUCAUAUUGGAUAUACCGACUUCACGGAAGAAGAUGUGUCAAGAAUAAUUACGGAAUUAGGCAAAGAUUUCAGAGGAGACCGUUAUCAUUUGAUGAAUAAGAACUGCAACCACUUUAGCAGUCAAUUUACAUUGAUUUUGUGUGGACAGGAAAUACCUGGUUGGGUUAAUCGUCUGGCGUAUUUCAGUUCAUGCGUACCAUUUCUUCAACGUUGUUUACCAAAGGAAUGGUUAACACCUGACGCUUUGCAGCAUUCUUUAACCCAAAUUAGCCAUCACGAAGAUACACCACCAUCGGAUACUUCGUUGUAACAUUUAGCUAACACUGUUAAGAUUUGUAAGCACGGUCUAAAAUACCGUAGAAGUUAUACAUUUUAGGUAAUUAAACAUGGCGAAAAAAUGUUAAUUAGGAUUGAUUAUAUAUGAUCAAGAUUUAAAAAUUUGAGAAACUAAACCGUCGAGACGAGGUACAAAUUUGAUAUUGUAUGCGAGCGCUAACAAUUAGUACCGAAAAGAUUGCCUUUGCUGCAAUGCAUCUCCUAAGAUGGCGAUUCGCAACGUCGCAUGUGUUCUUUGUUGAUUAAUAUUGUCAAAAUAUAAUAGUUACAUAAUGAAUAGAUAAUUACAUACAUUGAAUUCAAAUUACAAUAAGUAAGAAAAUCUUUUGCUGAUGCUGAUGAAAAUAGCCUGUUACAUUAAAAAAGAAAAACAUUUAUUGAAAUUGAUUUCUUUCUUAUAAAGAUUCUUGUUCGUUAUUACUUGAAAUUGUAAAACGCUAUAUCUUAAAAUAUAAUGCAUGUCUGUCUAUAAGUUGUAUGCAUAAAAUAUUAUAUAC